AUGCAUCUCUUCAAUUUUAUUCUUGCCUUGAUGGCAACGUUUUCGAUGGUCAUGGCCGCCCCUGUUGAGCAGGACAGUGCUAUCCAGGGCUAUGCCUCCCCCGAUGACGGCGAGAUUGUGGCCCGAGAGGUUGACAUCGAGGAGCCUGAAACUGAGAGUUUCAGCACCUUGGGAUGUCCCAAUGGAUGGAGAUACUGUGGAUGCACAAAGCAGAGUGGAGGUGGGGAUGGGAAACUUUGCGGUUCAAAUUAUUUAAUUGAGGAUAAGUUCAAAAGCCCCUGGAUUAUUGGCGGUGGAAUCGUUUAUACGAUGAUGUUGGUUUUCGUUAUCAUUCAAGUGACUCUUCGGUUAACUUUCUGCUUGGGAAGACGGCAGGUUUACAGCCAGCUUAGGCGAAGACCCAACGCGUGUAGCUCGAAUGGUUGGCCGUCUCCCUCUGGUGUACGAAGCGUUGUAGGAGCAGUUCGCGGAUGCCAAAAGGCAGAAUUCGCAUGGCUGAUGGCCAUUGCAUCGAAGCUUCCUUCUGCAAUCGACUCCGGUCAAUAUGACAGAACAAGUCGAAUAGUGACUGUGGUCCGGUCGCAGGCACGCGUGACACGCACGCGACUAGAUAUUCGAGGCCAUCGUUCCGACGAAUUAGGGGUGGUAGAUAAGGUAACACUGUCCUGGAUUGCAGCAGACUCCAUGUCGCAAGCGGUCGUCUCGCGAUGGUUCUGUCACUGGGGUGAGGUUGGAGUAGUUGGAGACGUGCAGUAA
Messenger RNA from Aspergillus affinis, 756 nucleotides. RefSeq lists its product as uncharacterized. The transcript is spliced from 3 exons. The record is from RefSeq and is a predicted model, not a curated record. The coding region runs from base 1 to 756 and encodes 251 amino acids. NCBI's taxonomy places the organism in Eukaryota, Fungi, Ascomycota, Eurotiomycetes, Eurotiales, Aspergillaceae.